AUGGCCACGCAGUGGGGGAGAUGGCAGGAGGUGCCGCUGGGUACCCCGGCGGGGGGGUCGGGGCCGCGCUUCUCUCUCCCGCCCGCCCCGACCGGAGCCCGGAGCCCGGAGCCCCGAGCCCGACCCUCGCCCCGCCCGGGGAGGGGCAGCGCGGCCCGGCCGACGGCGGCUGCCCCGGCGCCUCCCCGCUCCCCCCGGCCGGGGCGCGGUUAUAAGGAGCGGCGGGGCCGGGGCACGCGCUCGGCGGAGGCGGCGCGGGAGCGGCAGCGGCUGCAGGUUGGGGACACUCUUGGCACCAUGCGGGCCCUGCUCUGCCUCUGGCUGCUGGCCCAGGCGUCCCGGGCUUCCCGGGUGCGCACCCGCCGGGAGCUGGCCCCCGGCCUCUACGAGCACGGGGUCUAUGAUGCCGGAGGGUCCUACUGCCAGCGGGGGGACGUGUGCUGCCACGGCCGCGACGACGCCUGCACCGUGCCCUACCACGACACCCUCUGCUACUGCGACCUCUUCUGCAACAGAACAGUGUCCGACUGCUGCCCCGACUUCUGGGAGUACUGCCUGGGCAUCCCGCCCCCCUUCCCCAAAGCUCCGGGCUGUGCCCGUGCUGGCCGCAGUUAUCCCACCGGAGCCACGUACCGGGAGAACUGCAACCUGUGCACCUGCAGCCCCGGCGGGCAGUGGCAGUGCGAGGACCACGCAUGCCUGAUGGACGGGGAGCUGAUCGACGCCGUCAACAGGGGCAAUUAUGGCUGGAGAGCCACCAACUACAGCCAGUUCUGGGGCAUGACCCUGGAGGAUGGGAUCCAGCGCCGCUUGGGCACCUUCCGGCCCUCUCCCACCGUCAUGAACAUGAACGAGAUGCAGAUGAACAUGGACUCCAAUGAGGUGCUGCCUCGCCACUUCGAUGCAGCUGCAAAGUGGCCUGGGAUGAUCCAUGAGCCCCUGGACCAGGGCAACUGCGCCGGCUCCUGGGCCUUCUCCACGGCGGCCGUCGCCUCGGACCGCAUCUCCAUCCACUCCAUGGGACACAUGACACCCGCCCUGUCACCCCAAAACCUCCUGUCCUGCGACACCCGCAACCAGCGGGGCUGCAGCGGGGGGCGGCUGGAUGGCGCCUGGUGGUACCUGCGCAGGCGAGGGGUGGUGACGGAUGAGUGCUACCCCUUCACCAGCCAGGAGAGCCGCCCGGCCGCUCAGCCCUGCAUGAUGCACAGCCGCUCCACGGGCCGGGGCAAGCGGCAGGCGACCGCUCACUGCCCCAACCCGCAGACCCACGCCAACGAGAUCUACCAGUCCACCCCUGCCUACCGCCUCUCCUCCAGUGAGAAGGAGAUCAUGAAGGAGCUGCUGGAAAAUGGUCCUGUGCAAGCCAUCCUGGAGGUGCACGAGGAUUUCUUCAUGUACAAGAGCGGGAUCUAUCGGCACACGCCGGUGGCCGAGGGGAAGGGGCCGAAGCACCAGAGGCACGGGACCCACUCCGUUAAAAUCACUGGGUGGGGAGAAGAGCAGCUUCCCGAUGGCCAGACCCAGAAAUACUGGACCGCAGCCAACUCCUGGGGCACAGCGUGGGGAGAGGGCGGCCACUUCCGCAUCGCCCGCGGCGUCAACGAGUGCGAGGUGGAGACCUUUGUGGUGGGGGUGUGGGGCCGGGUCAGCGUGGAGGACAUGCCCCACAAGUGAGCUCCGCGCCGCCACCGCCUUCCCCCGGCCCCACCAUGGUCCAGCAGCGCAGCCCCUCCGUCCCGUGCUGGGGACCCCCCCAGUACCGCGGGGCGGGGGGCGAGCCCAGAUUGUCCCCUGGGUCCUCGCUGUGCUGACGCAGCGGCUGGGUGCAGUGGGGCAUGCACGGGGCAUGCGGCCGGGGGUGCCGCAGGGGCUGCUCCUGCAUCCCGUGGGAUUUACCCACUAAUCCCCCUGCCCUGGGCUCCGCUGGGCUUUGGUGCAGCUGGGGGCCCUUCAAAGGUGGCUUCAUCCUCCUCUUCCUCCUCCCAGACCUGGCUGGGGAGCGCUGCAGUGGGACCGCAGGGCUCCUGCACCCCUGCAUCUGCCCACCUCCCCGCUCCCCUCAUCCAGGGGCUGAGGGAGAAAAAUAACUCCCGGGGGACCCCCAGGGCCGGGGGUCAGGAUGGGGUGUUCACCGUCCCCUCUGCCUGUCCCUAUGGUGCUAUGGCCCCUGCCACCUCCUUUGGGGACAGGAGAGGGCUCAGCCCUCUUGUGUCCCUCUGCUGCUGGGGCCACAAUUGGGGACCAUGCAGCAACACAGCCCCAGUCCCUCCCCCCCACCCCCUGCUCCUUCCUCCCUGCCCCGGGUUGGACUUUUAAGACUUUUUUUUUGUAUUUAUUUUGCUUUUUACUAUUUGUAAAUAAAGCACCUGAACCCUC
This is a messenger RNA of Pezoporus occidentalis (night parrot), 2379 nucleotides long. RefSeq names its product tubulointerstitial nephritis antigen like 1 (gene TINAGL1). Lineage: Eukaryota; Metazoa; Chordata; Aves; Psittaciformes; Psittacidae. The coding region runs from base 1 to 1677 and encodes 558 amino acids. The record is from RefSeq and is a predicted model, not a curated record. Gene Ontology annotation, molecular function: peptidase inhibitor activity; cysteine-type peptidase activity. Gene Ontology annotation, biological process: proteolysis. The transcript has 13 exons. Gene Ontology annotation, cellular component: lysosome.